Zonotrichia albicollis (white-throated sparrow) is the source of this 218-nucleotide messenger RNA. The record is from RefSeq and is a predicted model, not a curated record. NCBI's taxonomy places the organism in Eukaryota, Metazoa, Chordata, Aves, Passeriformes, Passerellidae.
AUGAGCUCCGAGACGUUGGUCAAGGACGUCAAGCCCGGCCUGAAGAACCUGAACCUGAUCUUCAUCGUGCUGGAGACCGGCCGGGUCACCAAGACCAAGGACGGCCACGAGGUCCGGACGUGCAAAGUGGCCGACAAGAGCGGCAGCAUCAACAUCUCGGUGUGGGACGAUGUGGGGAACCUGAUCCAGCCCGGGGACAUCAUCCGGCUCACCAAGGG